GACCAUCUGCUGCACAAAGUCGAGAUGGUUGCCAAUGGCGGAGCACCACCAAGAGGUAGUGCAGCAGCAGCUGCCAGCUUGCGCAGACGCAGGCCAGGUGGUGGUGGUGCUGGUGCAGCAGGGGGAGGUGCAAGCACGAUGCUCCAGUUCUACACCGACGAUGCUACAGGAGCCAAGAUGUCUCCCAAUACUGUUCUCUUUAUGAGCAUUGGAUUCAUUGCUGUUGUUGCUCUUCUGCAUGUCGUCGGUAAACUCUAUUUUGUUCGUCACUAGAGCUCCAUGUUUGCGUCCUGACUUUUGAUCUCCCUAAAGGUGCACUCUUGAUUUGAGCAAAACACAGACAAUGUAUUGGGUGGGUAGGCAAUGUGACAAUUUUAUUAUCAGAAUCCUUUGAGUUUGCCCCAACUGCA
Messenger RNA from Musa acuminata subsp. malaccensis (wild Malaysian banana), 410 nucleotides. RefSeq names its product protein transport protein Sec61 subunit beta-like. Gene Ontology annotation, biological process: SRP-dependent cotranslational protein targeting to membrane, translocation; post-translational protein targeting to membrane, translocation. The record is from RefSeq and is a predicted model, not a curated record. Lineage: Eukaryota; Viridiplantae; Streptophyta; Magnoliopsida; Zingiberales; Musaceae. Gene Ontology annotation, molecular function: guanyl-nucleotide exchange factor activity. Gene Ontology annotation, cellular component: endoplasmic reticulum membrane; Sec61 translocon complex.